Colletotrichum fioriniae is the source of this 2109-nucleotide messenger RNA. RefSeq lists its product as uncharacterized. Lineage: Eukaryota; Fungi; Ascomycota; Sordariomycetes; Glomerellales; Glomerellaceae. The record is from RefSeq and is a predicted model, not a curated record. Gene Ontology annotation, molecular function: FMN binding; oxidoreductase activity.
AUGUCAAACUCGGCAAUCGCGAAGCCAUUGACGUUGGCAUGUGGUCUGAGUCUGCCCAACCGCCUCACGAAAGCUGCGAUGGCCGAGAACAUGGCUGAUAGUGAAGGAUUACCUUCUCCUGCUUUCCACUCACCUUAUGCUGAAUGGGCCGAUGGUGGUUGGGGAUUGGUCUUGACUGGCAACGUGGAAGUUGACCAGAGGUACCUUGGUUCGCCCAAAGACAUUGCAUAUAACGAUUCAAUUCCGUAUGAGCGGCAGCUAGAUGCGUGGAAGGCCUGGGCAAAGGUCUGCAACAAGAAUGGCACCCCGACCAUUGUCCAGGUCAACCAUCCUGGCCGCCAAUCUCCCCUUGGCGCAGGCAAGCGUGGCUUUUUCGAAAAGGCGAUUGCACCCAGUGCGAUACCUUUGAACUUUGGACAAGGUCUUGUCGCGCGUCUUAUCAGCUCUUUGGUCUUCGGUACUCCUCGGCAAAUGACUGUUGCUGAUAUCAAAGAUGUUGUUCGUCGCUUUGCCCGGACGGCCAAAUUGGCGUCGGACGCCGGUUUCGCCGGUAUUGAAAUUCAUGGCGCCCACGGCUACCUGCUAGCUCAGUUCAUGUCCGAAAAAAGCAAUAAGCGAACCGACGAUUACGGCGGAUCACCGGCCGCCCGUGUGAACAUUGUUGUUGAAAUCAUCCGGGCGAUCCGUGAAGUGGUACCGAAGACCUUCUGUGUCGGAAUCAAAUUCAACUCAGUUGACCACCAGUCCCAAUCUGAGCUCGAUGCCUGCAUCGAACAGCUCAAAUUGAUUACUGAUGCUGGAGUUGACUUUUUGGAGGUCAGCGGUGGCACAUAUGAAGACCCCCUGAUGGCUACUGGCGUUGCCGAUGAAAAGAAGUCAGAUCGUACAAAGGCACGCGAAGCUUUCUUUCUUGAAUUCGCUCGGGCGAUCCGCCGCGACUUCCCAGACAUUCCUUUGAUGGUGACUGGCGGCUUUCGUAGUCGCCAAGGGAUGGAGGCGGCUCUCGAAAACAGAGGCUGCGAUCUCAUCGGACUUGGCAGGCCUGCAGUGUUGAACCCGGCACUACCAAAGAAUACCAUUCUUGCAGCCACUAUUAAGGAUGAAGACGCUAAGUUGUACGUGCGCAAGAUUGAGGCGCCCUGGUUCACUAAGAAGUUUGGACUCAAGGCGAUUGGCGAGGGCGCUGCGACGGCUUGGUACGGCGCUGAAAUACAAUUUCCAAAGGAGCAAAAAGACAAUGUCACAAGAUGGUUGAACGAUGCACGCACGCUUGCAGGCCCAGAUUUGUACCCAUACUUUGCACACCGCUGCAUUCUCGGCCAAGUCCACCCUGAACUUUCCUCCGCUACACAGAUACCAGGGUUCAUUGCCCCUCGCGAGGUCUUUGACCGAUUAUACUACAUUGGGCAGAGUGCUGUCUCGGCAUGGGCUUACGAUACUGGUGAUGGUCUCAUCGUCUUCGAUGCUCUCAACAACGCUGCCGAGGCCGAAGGUAUCCUGAUCCCCUCUCUCGAGACACUUGGAUUCACUACCAGCGACAUCAAACAUCUCGUCAUUACCCAUGAACAUUUUGAUCAUUAUGGCGGGGCCCGAUGGCUCCAAGACAACUUUUCCUUCGCCACAUACGCCUCAGCUGCGGCUUGGGAAACUCUCUCGCAAAUUCAAGACGGACCGAUCAAGGAUAAAACCAUCUCAGAUGGUGACCAACUGACGAUCGGCAACAUUACGUUCAACUUCUUCGUGACACCGGGUCAUACACCGGGCACUGUGUCGACAAUCUUCGACGUGUCUGACAAGGGCGCAAAGCAUGUCGCUGGCUUUUAUGGCGGUGUUGGCAUUCCGAGCAGUGCGUCAGCCAAAGACCAGCAAAUCGUGUCCUUGAACCGGUUCGCGGACCUAGCAAAGGAGGCGGGCGUGGAUACACUCAUUGCCAACCACCAGAACCAAGACCGAGCGCUUUAUCACUUCGAUCUCCUGGAUCACAGACCAGACGGCACUGAGCACCCAUUUGUGAUCGGCAGAGAUGCCUUCGAUCGAUAUCUGAAAGUGAAUGGACAGUGUGUGAGGGCCAAGGCUGCUAGAGAUGGGCAGUUUCUGCAAAUCUCGUAA